Molecule: messenger RNA, 2691 nt
Organism: Dreissena polymorpha
Lineage: Eukaryota; Metazoa; Mollusca; Bivalvia; Myida; Dreissenidae
Product: cAMP and cAMP-inhibited cGMP 3',5'-cyclic phosphodiesterase 10A-like
Exons: 10
Coding region: 129-2525 (798 amino acids)
Biological process (GO): signal transduction; negative regulation of receptor guanylyl cyclase signaling pathway
Molecular function (GO): protein binding; 3',5'-cGMP-stimulated cyclic-nucleotide phosphodiesterase activity
Source: RefSeq, a predicted model, not a curated record
GACAUUCAUAUAUUAUUGACGUCAACGUCUUAACAACGGUUUUUGUUGUGUUUCGCUCUUUAUCAAAUCCUAUUUAUUUUAACAAAAACAAUAUACACUUACUUUUACUACAGUUAAAUAAAACAAUUAUGAGCUCUCCGAUAAGAAACCUGGUAAGCGGUUCCCGUUCCGCCGGUCUGCAGCACUUCCGGGCGUCAGAACGCUGGGUAUCGCGCGUUCCGUGCACUAUUACCACGGGGUACCAAGUAAAAGAGUUUUUAGCGCGAUAUCCAGGGAUCCUUGAAGAAUACUUGAUUGAAAACGUAUCGACAGAGUUUCUAGAGGGUAUCUUGAUCCGGAAGCGAGCAGAGUCGCGUAAGCCGACCGAUGUAGGAGCAACUUCCGACAGAGAGCGAUCGCAGCUGAAACUAGAAAGGAUGUACACAGAGAUUGGCAUCGAUAAGCUGGCGAGGAAUAUCUGUGAGUGUUCUUCAGACGAAGAAAUUUUGGAAAAGAUUUAUGAGGCCGCCGGGAUACUUGGAGCAAUUGUGGAAGCCGAAAAACGGAGCAUGUACAUGACGGACGUCAAUAACAUCGACAUGUACCGGUACGUCCCGGAGCAAAAGAGUCACCGGAAGCACGUCGGUCCCAUGGGACUCAAGUUAACGGUGUCGGCGCACGUGGCGUUCACUAAGCAGAGCGUGAACGUUGCGGAUCUUCCGCAAGAUUCGAGGUUCCCGAAAGGUGUCGGCCUCGGGGACGACGAAGCUCAUCAUGUGAUCGCACUUCCGGUACUAUUGGAGACCGGCCGCUGCCUGGCGGUACUCGAGUUUACGAGGUCCUGGGAGCGAGACCCGUUCUCGAAGCGCGAGUACGAGAUGGCACACGCCGUGCUCUGCUGGGUCGCUUCCUGUGUUCAGAAACUCAAGAUGAACAAGCUUCUGAAGAUCCAGGCGCGCUUAAACCAAUACCUUCUGCAGAGCGCGCGCUCCUUGUUCGACGACAUGCAGAACAUCGACCUCCUCAUCACCAAGAUCAUGACCUUCACCAAGGAGCUUGUCAGUGCAGACAGGUGUAGCCUGUUUCUCGUCGAUCAGGUCAGGAAGGAGCUGGUGGCGGAGUUUUUUGACGAGGGAAAGUCGUCUGAGGACGGCACACCACUCUACACGAAGACCUCGCAGAUCCGGUUCUCAGUUGAGAAGGGAAUCAGUGGAUACGUCGCGAGGACGGGGCUGAGCGUGAACAUCCGGGACGCAAACAGCGACGAGCGGUUCAAUCCUGAAGUCGACAAUAAGACCGGAUAUCGCACCCAAAGCGUUCUAUGCCUGCCGAUUCAUGGCAAGACGGGAGUGAUCAGUGUAAUGAUGCUGCUCAAUAAACAGGAAGAGAGGUUCUUUACAGAAGAGGACGAACGGUCAUUCCAGAGUUUUUCCGUCUACUCUGCCCUCGCCCUCCAGUAUGCCCGGAUUUUCAACCAGUUAACGCACCAGCAGGCCAAGUACAAGGUCGCCAUGGACGUGCUUGAGUUCCAUAUCAAGGGUCCCGACUCAGAGGUCCAAGAGUUGCGUAAAGACCCUUACAUACCAGACGACAAAAUUCCUUACGCGUUCUGGAGUUUUGAUUUCUUCAUCAAUGACGACAUAGUUCCAGACCUGCCGAAGCUGUUUAUCAAAAUAUGCACGGAUAUAUUUGGUCCAAAACAGUUCGAUUUAACCAAGCUAUGUCGAUUUAUCAUCACUGUCCGAAAGAAUUAUCGUCCGGUUACCUAUCACAAUUGGCAACACGGUUUUACAGUCGCGCAUUCGCUGUGGCGAAUUGUAAAAUUAUGCGACAACGCUGGUUUUGACAAAGUUGAGAAACUGGCGCUCAUAUUUGCCGGGAUAUCGCAUGAUAUAGAUCAUCGCGGAUACAACAACGAUUUCUUCCGAAAGUUGCAACAGCCGCUGGCGGCGCUUUACUCGACGUCUACGAUGGAGCAGCACCAUUACCGACAGACAGUGACCAUCCUGCACGCGGAGGGACACGACAUCUUCUCCAGCCUGUCAUCGGAGGACCACAGCAGACUGUUGGAACUCAUCCGAUUGAACAUCCUCGCAACAGAUUUGUCGCUAUAUUUCGGCAACCAGAAGUUCCUUGCGGGUCUGUCGGCUAAGGGAGAGUUCUCAUUUGAAUCCAAUGAGCACCGGAAGGCCCUUUCCUCCAUCAUCAUGACGGCGGCCGACCUCUGCGCCAUCUCGAAACCCUGGGAAACUCAGAGACCCACGAUCGACAAUUUGUACAAAGAGUUUUACGAACAGGGAGAUAUCGAAAAGAGAAAGGGUUUCAAACCGAUGCCGAUGAUGGACCGACUUACACAGGAAGAGGUACCGCAACAGCAGAUUGGUUUCAUCGACUUCAUCUGUAAGCCCAUGUACACGACUCUCAGCGCGAUACUGCCGGAAACCAUGCCUCUCCUGACCGGAUGUUUGGAGGUGAAGGAACGCUGGAAAAUUGUCAUCUCCGAAAAGGAGACGAAAAAGUCAACACUCAUCAAAUCGAAUGUUUAGUUUCCAAUACUUCUUGAACUUUUAUUCGAAUGUUUGCUUAUUUUUUAUGAAAAUUAGAACUAAUUAUUUGAUAUUUGUAAAUUGUUCAACAUAAAUGUAUUUGAAAUACCCAAUUUUGGUUAACUUCCAAUUUGGAAAUAAAACUCAAAUGAAACUUUAUGUAUUA